AUGCGUACGUUCAAGAGUGAGGUGAAUGGAGUGGGUGGGAGUGAGUUGUUGUCGGUGUUGAUGCGUCCGGACACCAGCCGGCCGGAGCUGGAGGAGAGUGUGGCGCAGGUGGUUGCGAUGCGCGUGGGUAGUGGUGAUGUGACGACUUUGGUGUUGGCGCCCAAGACGGCGUUUGAGGUGGAGUUGCAGACUAUCGGCGAGCGGACGCCAUUAACGGUUGAGACGGCGGUGCUGGAGGGCGAUAACUACGACUGGUUCGAGCGCUGGGACCGGAUGAUGGUGUUGCGGCCGAAGAGUGGGCCUCCGAGCGACAAACGGGCCGAGGCGGGGCUGCUGGCUGCCCUGCGGCGCCGUCUGACACGCAGCGUACCGCUGGAUAACCCCAUGGCGGCCUGUGCGAUGGAUGCACUGUGCAUGAUCGUGUUUGGCGAAAGCGUGAACGAGCUGUAUCGCAUCCUCAAGGGCGAGGUAGCCGUGGACGACCGGGGGUACGAGAUGCAGCGUCUGGACAACGGAGACGACGUGUCGAUUGGUCUGACGCGGCCAGUAAACGUGUCUGAGUUGCAGGAGCUCUUAGAGAUAGUGCCGAAGGAAUGGAGACCAGUGCUGCAGAGGUCCGCGGUCAAGACUGUGCGCUGUAACACCUCUGGCGAAGACGUCGAGGCUGGGCGGCCAACACAGUCGACCCGUCCGGCAUUCUGUUCUAAGACCAUAGCGAUCGGGAGCGUAAUGGCCGCCUUGAUCUUUUUCGGAGGCGUCUAUGCUUUGCGACACGCAACAAAAACGACAAUGCGGCGCAUGGCCGUAUGCCCUUCGUUUGAAGACCCACGGAACAGGGAACUGUUCCGCUGGAGUCCAAGUUUUGGAGAGCAGCAACCCUGCGGCAGUGGCACCGUCAUAUGCGGCAAACUGCCCCAGGUCUCAUACUGCCGAGAUUUCGGUAGUCCCUUGACCGUCACAUUCCCACGGGUCGUGAACAAGACCCGAAAGUUUAAACACCCCCCCGGGUACUGUGCCGUUCUCUGCCACUCACCGGCAGACACAAGACGCGCGUUCGCCACAAACCUUCUCAAACACUUCCCCGACCAAGGCCUCAACAUGUCACGCCUUCUCUCGACGCAUUUUGAGAAUCGGACCAAGUCGCGAGAAGAUGAACUACUUGCAGGACUACCUCUCGACCCCAACUGCUCAGGCUCCACCGCGUCCUGGCGAGAACUCGGCAACCUCACCAACUGCAUCUGCGACGUCGCCAAUGUCAGCUGCGACGUCCUCGACAAGUACCUGGGGGCCACCCUCAGGACUGUCCUUACCGACUUCAAGACUCCCCUGACUCGAGUGUCCUCCUCCUUCGCCGACUACCCCGAAGGAGAUUCAUACGAAUGUUCUGGUAAUAGCAUUCCGAACGCGCCGAUCACGAACGGCUAG
This is a messenger RNA of Gregarina niphandrodes, 1425 nucleotides long. Its product is annotated as putative transmembrane protein. Bases 1 to 1425 code for a protein of 474 amino acids. The transcript has 2 exons. Lineage: Eukaryota; Apicomplexa; Conoidasida; Eugregarinorida; Gregarinidae. The record is from RefSeq and is a predicted model, not a curated record.